Ilex paraguariensis (yerba mate) is the source of this 852-nucleotide messenger RNA. The record is from the annotation of a GenBank genome assembly. Lineage: Eukaryota; Viridiplantae; Streptophyta; Magnoliopsida; Aquifoliales; Aquifoliaceae.
AUGGAAUGGGAUCCUUAUGAGAAUCGGCAGCCACGUCCUCCACCUGGUCCUCCUCCGCCUCCGUCACCAAAGGUCUCCAGUUGGGACUUUUUGAAUCCGUUUGAUGCGUUUGAUACUGGGUACACUGGUUAUUAUUCGCAGGGGACAUAUGGGUAUGGGUCGAUUGCUAGUAGUCCAGAUUCGAAUGAAGUGAGAGAAAGGGAGGGUAUUCCUGAUUUGGAAGAAGAAACAGAGAUCAGGGCCUAUGGGGACAUUUACAAGGGGAAGAAGGUGAAUGAAGAUGUUAAGAAAAGUUCAGGUGAGAGAGCAAGAGCUGUGCCACCACAAAAUAGUGACGGCAGUUCAAGGGCAGUACCAUCUCAGCCAAGUGAGGGCAAUUCAAGGCCAGGACCACCACAAAAUAGUGAGUCCACACAAUCAGUUGAUGUGAAUGAAGAAAAGAGCAGUCCUGAUACAAUUGUAUCAAUGAGCACGGAAGAUGGCAUAGCAAGGAAGAAGCGGGUAAGUUUUGAGGUAGAGGAGGCAUCGAUGAAUGAUGCUGAAUCCUCAAAGUUUAGUAGUUUAACCAUAUUGUCCACUCCUGGAACUCGGGAUCUUCAGGGGGUUGUUAGUGAAAUCAGGGAUGAAUUUGAGAUUGCCUCUAGUCAUGGGAAGGAGGUUGCACUGAUGCUUGAGGUUGGCAAGCUGCCUUAUCAGCCUGGGUUCGCAAAAGUUACAAGUACCUGUAAUGAUGAUGUUGAAUCAUUGCUAUCAUUGUCUCAAUAUAGGUUGGGACUUGAUAUUUGCAAAUUAUCAAUAAAUGCGAUUUCAUUUGGGAAUAUUGGUCCUUUAUGGAGGUUGUUUGAAAAGUAA